This is a messenger RNA of Nilaparvata lugens (brown planthopper), 2131 nucleotides long. RefSeq names its product serine/threonine-protein kinase mos. Gene Ontology annotation, molecular function: protein kinase activity; ATP binding. The transcript has 5 exons. Gene Ontology annotation, biological process: protein phosphorylation. Lineage: Eukaryota; Metazoa; Arthropoda; Insecta; Hemiptera; Delphacidae. Bases 63 to 1298 code for a protein of 411 amino acids. The record is from RefSeq and is a predicted model, not a curated record.
UUUAACCAGUCUGUAGUUAAUCUGGUGAGUGGAACGUUGUAGUGAAAAGUAAAGGUUAUACAAUGGAUAAAACACCGGUUUUAGGAAAACAAUUGGCAAAAAUUGUUUUCAGAGGAAAAAGUGUGUCACCUGUGAGAUUAAACGUUGGUGAAGUGGUCGAAAAGAGAUUCUCAAGUGAAAGGAAAUCUCCAAGAUUAAAUCGGUUCAGGUGUAAAAACAACCCACCAACAAGGAGAGCACUCAACUUUGAUAGUUUUUCCCCACUUGAAAAACAGACAGCUCUACCUUCUAUUCUUUUAGAUGGAGUCAAAAUAGACUUCAAUAAUUCUACAGAAUUUUUAAAUAAAAUAAAGACCGUAUCAUCAAGUCCCAAAACAGAAUCUCCAAUUUUUCACACGAGUAUUCUAGAGAAUGGUUCCCCUAUAAGAGGAACUCCAAUUCUGAAUACUCCUGAAAAGCAAGCGAUUUUGGAGAACGGGAAAUCAAAAUCUUGGCCAGUGAUAGGUAAAGGAAAUUUUGGAACAGUUAUAAAGGCAAGACACAAAGGUAAAAGAGUAGCAGUAAAAAUAAUUCCAAAAAAUAAUAGCCCAAGAAAAGAAUCACUAAGAAGGGAAAGACAUGCACUUGAAUUGAAUCAUCCAAAUAUCGUAAAUAUGAUCAGCGUUAUUAAUUCAUCCAACACAAAAUUUGGAAUAGUUUUGAUGGAGCUGUGGAACUCAAUAGAUCUACAAGAGGUUUUAGAUGACCACGAACGUGAAUUAACCUUCCUACAGAAAGUUUGUUGUUCUUUAGAUGUAUGCCAAGCCCUGAGUCACUGCCACGAAAAGAAAAUCGUACACCUGGAUGUAAAGCCAAAGAACAUUUUAAUACACAAGAUGGGCUGGAUUAGCAAGAUCUGCGAUUUCGGAAGCUCCAUCUCGAUAACUGACAUGGAACGUUAUAAAUAUUGCCCACGACAUCAAGGAACAAUACAGUACAUGGCACCAGAAAUGUUCAGAGGAAGUACAACUGUAACAGAGAAAGCCGACGUCUACUCUCUGGGAAUAACAAUGUGGCAGUUGAUGAGUGAAGAAACACCAUACAAGGGAGAAGAUCUCCACACCGUUAUCUACAAAGUGGUAUCACAAAAUUACAGACCAAGUUCGUCGAAUUUACAAACUAUGGAUCAGAAUUUCAUCAGCCUUUAUGGGGAAUGUUGGUUGGGUGAUCACACAAAUCGCCCAACAACUUCCGAAAUUACAAAAAGGUUGUCUAAGAUUUUAGAGGAAAAUAAUUUCAAAAGUGAUGUGAAAUGUUGAAAAUAUGUGUGAUAAAUUAGUGCGCUAUCUGUAAAAAAUUAGUGUGAAUUAUAGGAAUGAACCUUACAUUGGUUGGGAGUGGAUAUGAAUACCUCUUCAUUAAUUUUAAUUCAAUGAAUAGAGAGAUAAUUUAGGUAUUGAAACUGAUAGUUAUCAAUGGAAUCUGAAAGAGUUGGCUUAUUGUAAGUCACAUUAGUAUCUGUCACAAAUCAAUGUAGUACAGGCAGAAAGUUUAUGAUUAGUCUUUACGUAAGAUUAAUUAUUAAUAUGUUGAAUGAAUAUUUCUACAUUAUUUUUGAUUGAAUGAAUUUGAUGCUAAUAAUUUUUCAAGUUUAGUGGGAUUUUGAAAUAUCUACGUAUUGUAUUGGGGUAAACAUGAACUUAAUAACAUUGCAGUGAAAGAUUGAACUCUAGAUCGAUAGAAUUAAGAUAUCCAAUUGAUCCAUCGAAAAUCAUUUCAAAAAUGAUAUUAAAUUUGAAAUACAUUUGAUGGAUUGAUUUAGGAGUGUAAAUGAAAAAGUUGUGAAAUGAAUUGAAAUAAAGUCAGUAUCAUUUGAAAAUUUAAGUAAAAACAUCAAAGCGAAAUGUAAGUUAUGUAAAGAUGAGAAAUGAUAUGAAGUUUUAGGAAUCCUGUGAUAGAUUAGUAUAGAGUUCAACAUAAAUUGUAUAAAUGUAGCAAAGGUUUAAACCUUUCAACCAACGCUCAAAAUUUGUAUGAUAAACUGUAGAAUUUAUAUGAGAAUAGAGUGAUAAAUCGAAAGUAUUUUGUGAUAUAUAGUGUAGAAAUUUAAGCAAUGUUUUUAAAAAAAAUUAUUGAACAUAUUUUAAUGGAA